This is a messenger RNA of Musca vetustissima, 843 nucleotides long. RefSeq names its product serine protease 1-like. Bases 30 to 842 code for a protein of 270 amino acids. The record is from RefSeq and is a predicted model, not a curated record. Lineage: Eukaryota; Metazoa; Arthropoda; Insecta; Diptera; Muscidae. Gene Ontology annotation, molecular function: serine-type endopeptidase activity. The transcript has 2 exons. Gene Ontology annotation, biological process: proteolysis.
UCAAGCAAUUGUAUUCGUACAGUAGCACCAUGAAAUUCUUUAUUAUUUUCGCUUUGGCUUUGGCCGCCGUCUCCGCUGAGGAUAUCUUCCAACGCGAUUUGGUUGUACCGGUCAUUGAUGGCGAAGGUCGCAUUACCAAUGGCAACACCGCCUCCGUUGGUCAAUUCCCCUAUCAAGUUGGUCUUUCCUUGAAGGUUAAUGCCUUAGCCUCGGCCUGGUGUGGUGGUUCCUUGAUCGGUAACAACUGGGUUUUGACCGCUGCCCAUUGUACUGAUGGUAUACAAUCCGUCACCGUCUACUUGGGUGCCACCGUUCGUACCUCAGCUGAAGUCACCUUUACCGUUCCCAAGAGCGACAUCAUCAUCCACUCUGGCUGGAAUAGCGCCACUGUUAAGAACGACAUCUCCUUGAUCAAGAUCCCCUCUGUUACCUACACCAGCCGCAUUCAACCCGUUAGAUUACCCGCCAUCUCCAACUCCUAUUCCACGUAUGUUGGUGAUUAUGCCAUCGCUUCUGGUUGGGGUAAGAUUUCCGAUUCGGCCAGCGGUGUCACCAACAACUUGCAAUGGGCCCGUAUGCAAGUCAUCACCAACUCUGUCUGUGCUCAAACAUAUGGUACCUCCAUUGUUACCUCAACCGUCCUUUGUGUUGCCACUCCCGGUGGGGUCUCCACCUGCAAUGGUGAUUCUGGCGGCCCAUUGGUUUUGGAAUCCUCCAAGGUUCAAAUUGGUUUGACUUCAUUCGGUGCUGCUGCCGGUUGCGCCAAGGGUUACCCAGCUGCUUUCACCCGUUUGACAAGCUACUUGGAUUGGAUCAAGUCCAAUACUGGUAUCUCAUAUUAAA